This is a messenger RNA of Kickxella alabastrina, 1539 nucleotides long. RefSeq lists its product as uncharacterized. Gene Ontology annotation, cellular component: cytoplasm; protein phosphatase type 2A complex; nucleus. The coding region runs from base 83 to 1309 and encodes 408 amino acids. The transcript is spliced from 4 exons. The record is from RefSeq and is a predicted model, not a curated record. Gene Ontology annotation, molecular function: protein tyrosine phosphatase activator activity; peptidyl-prolyl cis-trans isomerase activity. Lineage: Eukaryota; Fungi; Kickxellomycota; Kickxellomycetes; Kickxellales; Kickxellaceae. Gene Ontology annotation, biological process: mitotic spindle organization.
CUCUCUUUUUUCACUUCAAAACUUGAACCCAACUUAAAAUUGCAUUUCAGCUGUGGCACUACACAAACCACCUUUCAUCGAUAUGAUUCCCGCCCGCCAGAUAUUGACACCAGAGGAUCUGGACCAGUUCCUCGAGUCGCCGGCUUGCAACGAAAUUGUGGGGUUUUUGAAUGCCCUGAAUGAAUCGGUAAUUGGCGUGAAGACGACUGACACGAUUGAAGAAAGCGCAAUCAUUCAGCAACUAAUGCAGCUUUUGGAAAGUAUAAAGCAGACCAACACCGACGUAAAACCCUUUGAGACGAACAGCCGCUUUGGAAACCCGGCCUUCCGCAACUUUUACGACAAGUGCGAGGAGAUGCUGCCCGUCUGGCUGGCCAAGUUUGUUCCCGCCGAGCAUGUUGAAGAAGUGUCCAAGUACGCGCAAGACAGCUUUGGAAAUCGCCGUCGCAUUGACUACGGCACUGGCCACGAGCUUAACUUUCUGAUAUUUUGCUCUCUGGCGCUGGUAACGGCCGAUGACUUCAAGGCGCUAGUGAUCCAUGUCUUUUUCAAGUAUGUUGAGGUCAUGCGCAGCCUUCAAAUGAGCUACUGGCUCGAGCCUGCGGGCUCGCAUGGUGUCUGGGGACUUGACGACUACCAGUUCUUGCCCUUCCUGUUUGGAGCCGGUCAGCUACGUACGCACAAGCACUUGCGGCCAAAAUCGAUCCAAACCCCGAGCAUCAAGACCGGGUCCAUCAGGUGGCACUCGCCUAUGCUUGACGAUAUCAGCAGUGCAAAGUCCUGGGAAAAAGUCAAUCUCGGCAUGGUAAAGAUGUUCCGCGCUGAGGUCAUUGGAAAGUUGCCCAUCAUGCAGCACUUUAUGUUCGGGUCUCUGGUGUCGUUCAGCGGCGGCAACAUUUCGGGCGUCGCUGCACACGGGGCCGAGGACUGCGAUCAUGGCUGUGGCGGACACACGCCGGUCUACGCAUUUGGCCAGGAGUUCCCCGACUGCUGCGGUAUCAAGGUGCCCUCGGCCAUUGCUGCCUCGCAGGCGGGCAAUGAUACAUUGCUUAUUUGCGCAGUGUCUUACCUUUUAGCACUGCUACUGAGUGAGCUCGACGAGGAGGCCUUUUUCUUUUGCUUUGUAGAAGCAGAAGAUAUGGUAGGCUUGCUCGCCGGCAAAGACACUAGCGCAUUCAUGGAUGCAGAUGCGGCAGCAGUAGUAGAAGUAGAAGUGGGUGCGGACGCAUUGCUUUCUUCGCCAGACGCCAAAUUCACUGCGGUCUCGGUAUUGGUCUGCACAGCGGAUGAAGAGCUACCGCCUGCUUGAUCAGCCGACGUGGCAUUUGAAGUUGUGUCACCACAGCCGCAGGAGGUGGAGAAGACAUUGAGGCAAAUGCACGUCUGCAAAUAAUGUGCGGUUCAAAUGGAAGGGUGUCUCACAGAGCAAGGAUAAAGUGAAAUAAUACAAAAAGCGCAAAGCCAAAGUAAAGUCGUAAGAGCUUAUACAAAUAAAGAUAAUAAUAGGUGCUAAUUGGUGUACAAGAAGUGAAAAGAAGG